AAUAUUCUAGUCAUCCUGGCAUGCCUGUUGUCUCCCACGGUAGCCUAACCAAGCAUACGUUUCUCCGUGCAUGGGCGACAGGGGAGUGUUGUUGAAGCUGUGUGCGUGAGUGACCGCGCGGCCACAUGCGUGCGCAUGCCGUUAGCCGUCCUCCUUGCGCGGACGUGAGCAGUCACUCAGCUGGCCAGCGAUUCGCUCAGGUGUGAUGGUGAUUAUGUUGCUGCUCCUGUCCUCUCCCCUCUCCCCGCUGCUCUGAUGCCUGUUGAGUGAGGCAGAUUGAGGUGGGAGGGCUCGCUCAUUAGAGUCUGCCGGCUGACAUGCUGUCAAGAGUUUGUUAUUCUAUAUGCUCCCGAAUAUCAGAGGCUUAGUGCACGAUUCAAGGGGAGGGAAGAGCCGAUGGGCUGUAAAAGACUUGUUAAACCUCCGCUCACCCGCAUUGUGUGUACGCACGCAGUGACCGUCUGCACAGAAAUAUGGCAAGAGCAGAGGCAUGCUGAGCAGUGGCAUGCCGUUUGGGCUUUAACACACCCUGGCGCUUUGCAUGGGUUGGGAAUGCAAGGAUUCUGCAGAAUGGCACCUUUUCUUUUUUUUUUUGAGCUGAAACCAUCCUGAAUGCUGCCACCUUAGUUCUAGCAGAACAAUGGGCAUGUCUCAUGCAUAAUAAUUUUCCCAUCUGGUUUUUUUUUUAUUCCACACCCACAAUUUCCCCUGAGGACCUUGCUAUAUGUGGAGAUUUGUGCCACAAGACUGGCGGAACUGUUUUCAAGUAACCAGAUCUGACUCCCAGCUUCAUGCCAGUUUGCAGUGGCUCGCAGCUAUGGCAUUGUUUCCCCCCCUGGUAGCCACACCUGCCCUGCCCAGAGAGGGGAGAGAGCAUCUCGUCGAAUGAGGGGGGAUAAGAAAGCAGUCGGUGUGCCAGGAGCAUGACAUCGAGACUCCUCACGGUGUCCUCCAUGUGACCAUGAGGGGGACUCCCAAGGGCAACAGACCCGUCAUCCUGACCUACCAUGACAUCGGCCUCAACCACAAAUCCUGCUUCAACACCCUCUUUAACUUCGAGGACAUGCAGGAGAUCACACAGCAUUUCGCCGUGGUCCACGUGGACGCACCCGGGCAACAGGAGGGAGCACCCCCAUUCCCUGCUGGGUACCAGUACCCCACCAUGGACGAGCUGGCUGAGAUGCUGCCCUCUGUACUGACUCACCUAAAAGUGAAUAGUGUCAUUGGGAUUGGAGUGGGAGCUGGGGCCUACAUCCUGUCCAAACUUGCCCUGAACCAGCCUGCCCUUGUGGAGGGGCUGGUGCUCAUUAAUGUGGACCCCUGUGCAAAGGGGUGGAUGGACUGGGCCGCCUCAAAGCUCUCUGGAUGGACCAGCAACCUUGUGGAUAUAGUGAUGAGUCACCACUUUAGCACUGACGAGCUGACCGAAAACCAGGAGAUUAUCCAGACCUACCGUCUGCACAUCGCCCAGGACAUCAACCAGGACAACCUUGCCCUCUUCUGCACCUCCUACAACAGCCGUCGUGACCUGGAGAUUGAGAGGCCCAUCCCGGGUCUGAAUGAGGACACAGUGAAUACACUAAAGUGCCCUGCUCUGCUGGUGGUUGGAGACACGUCCCCGGCGGUGGAGGCCGUGGUUGAAUGCAACUCCAGAUUAAACCCAACGAAAACCACCUUGCUGAAGAUGGCUGACUGUGGCGGACUGCCCCAGGUUGUCCAACCGGGCAAACUCGCUGAGGCCUUCAAGUACUUUGUCCAAGGAAUGGGCUACAUGUUGCAUAACCACAAUUUCCCUUAUGUUCAGCUCAGCCACCUGAACACCGAAUCAGUGCCAACAGCGAGUAUGACACGGUUGGCCCGCUCCCGCACCCACUCCUCCUCCAGCAUGGGCUCGGCGGACGGGAACCGCAGCCGCACGCACACCAACAACCAGCUGGAGGGUGCCGCCGCUGCCACCGUGGCCCACGACAACCAGGCCAGGCCUCAGACCAUGGAGGUUUCCUGCUAAACACCCCCCCCCCCCCCCCCAGGCUGUCCUUCCUUUGCGCCAGCCAGAGAUUUCCCCACCCUUCCUCUUUGUGCAUACCUGACUCCCUUCUCUCUCUUUCUGUCUUGAGUUCAAGGCCAGAGAGCCCUAGAAGGACCUGUGAGGGGACCAAAAAAAAAAUGAAGCGUAUGUUUAAAAAUUAACAGCUUACAGUUUUAUCUACAUUCUGCUCAUUUUUUUAACAAUGUGCAUGCCUAUGCUAGCACUACGGUUAAGGUACAUUUGGUUACAAAUUGAGGUUUUUUAUCAUUGAUUUUCUUUUUUUUUUUUCUUGGACCUGCCUCACAGUCAUGUAUGUUUUUUUUGUUUUUUUUUGUACAAAAAUUCGACCUCUCGGUCUUACGCCUAACGAAGAGGCAAGAUGUUGAUGAGCUAUGGGAGGAAUGCUGAAAGCAUCUCACUGUGUGGAGAUGAGUAAUAUUCCCCUCUCCUUCCAAGGUCUUCCUCACCUGUGUACAGACCUGACCAAUCACAGACCCUCAUCUCUCCUUCCUCACUAUCAGUCCCCUCCCCCACAAUCUUCCAUUCCUUGAGAAGACACCUACAAGCUGUCACAUACUACACACAAAUAUACACUGAUGUUCUUUUUUGAUUUUCUUUUGUAUUAUUAUUAUUGUUUUUGUGAUUUGUGAACAUACUCUGCUUACAUUGAUUGCAAAGUAGUGCAACAUACUUGUUCUAGUUCUAUACCCUAUACCAAGAACUAUUCACUGCAUGACCCUAUUGUACAUGGAAAUUAAUGGAAGUGUAUUUAAGAGAAAAGGUUUGCUUUUGUCUAGAUGUAUCUAGAGCUAGAACCACAACUUUGGUGUUUUAUUUCCUUUCCCAAGAGCAAGGUGCCAGUAAUGGAAAGCCCUGGCUUUUUGCUGAUUUUUGUUGAUGAGAACAGUGGUGUGGUAGAGUAGCAGUUACCAGGACUGCGCAUUGAAGCCAAUAUUAGCUUCAGCUGUGUCAGUGGUGCACAUGCACAUGCAUGUUCAUGUGCUGGAUGACUACCUUCUCUCUUCCCUGUAGAAACAGUGGAAAAAAAAUCUAUAUUUUCAUAUCCUCAAAUCCAUUCGCCUUACUAUCUGUUACCCUUCACCAUAAUCACAAAAGACAACAUUCAACCAGCAACAAUAUUUUUUCCACCCAUGUGAGGCAAGUGUAUGUGUAAAAAGGGUGAUCAGGUUUAUGUACAGUAAGGAGGCUCAUGUUAAUGGAAGAAGUCUCAACUGCAGUCAGCAGGUGCCAGUGGCCAGCAGAUAAAUCCAUACCACUGCUCAGGAUCUGAAGAUGGGAGCCCGCAACACCUCACUGUUCCUCACAGGAGCGCACAGGAAUGGUGCAGAGAAACUGACCAGCCUUCAGCCAGCUGUCAGAUUGAUCAGCACUGCUCUUAAAGGAAGUUGUGUAUGCAUGACCCAGGAUGUGCUAUAUAACGCAGGCCCCUUUGUUGCGGUAUUAAAUUUGUCGGUAGAAGAACAGCAACACAUAUAGCAACAGCAGGAACAUUGAGAGUGGUGGCUUGGUUUGACUGCUCAGUGUAAAGUUAGGGGUUAUUUCCUUCAGCAUACUUUUUGUUUGUUCAUUUAUUUGAGGUACUUGUCAUCAUAGUUUGUUUUUUCCUUUUUUAACUAUUCUGAUUAUUACUACUAUAAUUAUUACUAUUAUCGUUAUGCUCUUUCCUUAAUUGGUGGGUAUUCUCUGCUGCUCCUGAUUGGAUAACCUUGGGUGAGCUUGUGGUAAUGCUGAAAUGUGCUCUUUCUCCCUAAAGGGGGUGUGUCCUCACUGUUUGCUGAUUAU
Megalops cyprinoides (Indo-Pacific tarpon) is the source of this 3832-nucleotide messenger RNA. It is a transcript of the gene ndrg3b, whose product is annotated as ndrg family member 3b. Gene Ontology annotation, biological process: signal transduction. Gene Ontology annotation, cellular component: cytoplasm. Lineage: Eukaryota; Metazoa; Chordata; Actinopteri; Elopiformes; Megalopidae. The transcript is spliced from 16 exons. The record is from RefSeq and is a predicted model, not a curated record. The coding region runs from base 962 to 2008 and encodes 348 amino acids.